AUGUACGAUGAAAGCAGUCCCCUACGCACUUCGCUGUCAAAGCUGGCUGGCUUGCUGCCGGUAUGGCAAUUGCAGGAAAGCGCGCUCACAGACCCUAGGCGGGUAAGUGAAGGCUACGCAUGCCCUGCAGGCGAAGCCUUCCUGAUGUUGCUCGAUAUCGUUCUAGUGAACAACGCCCUUGUCCGUGCAAACAUGCAGAUCCAGAGCAAUGUAAUCGAUACGCAGCCACUUUUCAGCACCUUGGAGGUACUGCAGGCACGUGUACCUUCCUUGGAGGCCAUGCUCGUUUCUGGGUGGCCGCUUUUUGGUUUGCUGGCCGUUUUACAGGAGGGGCUUUUCGGACUGGGUCGCCUGGCGGCGCAGACGCACUCCUUGAUUCGACAGUGGGGCACCAUGGCUGAAGUGUGUCAGGAAGCCUGGCCAUUGCACACGGCCUUGCUGACUUGGCUGGAUGCGACGCCUGCUCCACAGGAGUCUAUGCCUGCACUCUCACCCGACACUCGCCUUGAAGCUCUUCGACUCAGAAAGCAGCUUGCCGCCUCGCCUGGCCUGUGCUCCGCGGAUCCAGGUGCCGCUGCAGCUGUUCAUCUUCUAGCAAGCGGGCUGUUUACAGAGGGGUCGAGCUCACUAUGGAAUGGCACAGGCUGGAGGAACGAGUUCGGAAGGCUUCGGGAAAUGAUGGACAAGGCAUUCAAGACAGUGUCUUGGGGCCGACUGGUAUUCACAGGCUGGCCUCUGCUCGCCUUGCUUCAUCGACUUCAAGAGGCCUACGUCCGCGAGGCGCUGUGCAGCCGAGUUGAGAGGUAUGCCUAUGCAAUUCCAAGCCGCGCAGAUCCACAGUCUGUGUGGGUCUGUGUGCGUCGGGCAAAUGAUGUUGUCUAUGAGAGAUGGCGCAUGCAAGGCUUCUUCCCAGAUUGCUUCAUGAUCGUUCAAACCGUCCGCGAGUUGCCCCGCGCGUGUCCAGUGCUGGACAUAGGAGCUAACCUUGGUGGCUGUGCGUUGAUGCUAGCCAAGGAUGGGCACCCUGUUUUGGCAGUGGAGCCUGUGCCCGUCCUCGCGGCUUUGCUGCGAGCAUCUGUUGAAAGAAAUAGUUUGACAAACGUGGAAGUGGUAGAAGCAGCCGUCAGCCGAAGUUCUGGAAGCGGCUCUCUGCAGUGUGUUCCGGGGCACAGCGCCACUUGUCGGGUACUUCCGACAGGGGCUGCUGCCAAUGUGAAAACUGAAUCACUAGAUUCGAUCCUCCGUUCCCGCGGAUGGUCGCAUCCCUGUGCCCUGAAAAUCGACGUGGAAGGCUCAGAGCUGGAGGUCGUGGAAGGUGCGACUCGCACACUGUCGCGUUGGCCGCACAUCUUCUUAGAGUUGCACCCGUACGAGCUGCGGGACCGUGGUGGCUCCAGUGCAGACACGUUUGAUUUGCUCCUGCACAUGGGGUACAACAUGUUCGAAAGUCCUCCCUGCGGUACCAAAGUCAGUCCAAUGGAGAGGCCGUGGCAAGGGAAUGGCACCUACUCCAGCGCUCGUUGGGUUGAGGGUCGCCCAGUGCCCAACGUACGCUUGCCACGUGUCGCCGACCACUGUGCCUGCGAGCGUGAAUGCAAUCUUCGGCUGCUUCCACCAAGCGGUCAGUUCAGUGGUGAUUGCCGCUGUUGGGAAUUCGAAGUGGCUUCCGGCGAUUGCGGCUUGUCCGAUGUGAUUCUCUCUGUUCCCUUUGCAACUGCUGCAGAGGCCUCGUCUUUAGCUUUUGUGACUGUAGCCGAGGCACUCUUUACUCCAGUUGUGGAAGAAAGUUCAGCUCGCUCGUGGCAGCAGAAGGAGGACAAGUAUGACAAGGUGACAUUUCAGCCUUCAACCUUCAACCUAACGAAAGAGAGGGCCGUGGCGCUGCAGCUGGAGUUGAUGGCCCACUACAACACGCCGGCCUUUCAGAAGCAGCUCCAUGAGCUCGCCCGUACACUGGGGCCCAGCAGCAGCCAAUUUCGGUCUGCGCUAUGCAAGCUGGUGCGGCGUAUCCAGCUCAACGUCAUCCCUAGGUACGGCUUCGAUGGAUCUGAAGAGGGGGUCCAGGAAAUGCUGCGAGCUUUUAAGGCGCUGGAGAAGGACCCUGACAUUGAGGUCAACGGCGUGGCCAUCAAGGAAUUGCUGUCUGUGGAAGUUCCGCCCAUGGAAAUGAACGAAAAGAACAAGCUCAUCGAACGACCUGUUACGAAGCACCGCAUCCUGGACCUGCUGCGCGUCCAUCUCAUCGAGUUCAGCAAGGCCACUUUCCAGGCCGACGUGGAAGAGCUAAAAAAAUGCGCUGACUACAACUCCGGCCGUGUUUUCAACCCGAAAAAGCCAAAGGAGCAAGGCUUUGAAGACCCUGACGGCUACUAUCACCUCGAGGGCCGAGCAGACCUUGCCCUCAUCGUUCAGAAGCAGCUGCUGCCUCAGUAUGGCUUUGAGCCCUCCAAGGCAGGCGUGCAGGACAUGAUCCGCCACUGCGCUCCCUUUGUGCAGGACCGUGACGUGGCCAAUCUUUUUGACCGCGUGAACGAGAAGCUUGGUAUGUCGACAGCUGCCUGCCAACGCUUCAGGGAGCUUGUCGCGCAAUUGUCGUGA
Molecule: messenger RNA, 2598 nt
Organism: Symbiodinium natans
Lineage: Eukaryota; Dinophyceae; Suessiales; Symbiodiniaceae
Source: the annotation of a GenBank genome assembly